AUGGCCACCCUGCUCCGCAGCAAGCUGUCCAAUGUGGCCACGUCCGUGUCCAACAAGUCCCAGGCCAAGGUGAGCGGCAUGUUUGCCAGGAUGGGCUUUCAGGCGGCCACGGACGAGGAGGCGGUGGGUUUCGCGCACUGCGACGACCUCGACUUUGAGCACCGCCAGGGCCUGCAGAUGGACAUCCUGAAAGCCGAGGGCGAGCCCUGCGGCGACGAGGGCGCCGAGCCGCCCGUCGAGGGAGACAUCCACUACCAGCGCGGCGGCGGCGCGCCCCUGCCGCCCUCGGGAUCCAAGGACCAGGCCGUGGGGGCUGGCGGCGAGUUCGGGGGCCACGACAAGCCCAAGAUCACGGCGUGGGAGGCGGGCUGGAAUGUGACCAACGCCAUCCAGGGCAUGUUCGUGCUGGGCCUCCCCUACGCCAUCCUGCACGGCGGCUAUCUGGGGCUGUUCCUCAUCAUCUUCGCCGCCGUGGUGUGCUGCUACACUGGCAAGAUCCUCAUCGCGUGCCUGUACGAGGAGAACGAGGACGGCGAGGUGGUGCGCGUGCGGGACUCCUACGUGGCCAUCGCCAACGCUUGCUGCGCCCCGCGCUUCCCCACGCUGGGCGGUCGCGUGGUGAACGUGGCGCAGAUCAUCGAGCUGGUGAUGACAUGCAUCCUGUACGUGGUGGUGAGCGGCAACCUCAUGUACAACAGCUUCCCUGGGCUGCCCGUGUCGCAGAAGUCCUGGUCCAUCAUCGCCACGGCCGUGCUGCUGCCCUGCGCCUUCCUCAAGAACCUCAAGGCCGUGUCCAAGUUCAGCCUGCUGUGCACGCUGGCCCACUUCGUCAUCAACAUCCUGGUCAUAGCCUACUGCCUGUCGCGCGCGCGCGACUGGGCCUGGGAGAAGGUCAAAUUCUACAUCGACGUCAAGAAGUUCCCCAUCUCCAUCGGCAUCAUCGUGUUCAGCUACACGUCGCAGAUCUUCCUGCCUUCGCUGGAGGGCAACAUGCAGCAGCCCAGCGAGUUCCACUGUAUGAUGAACUGGACGCACAUCGCCGCCUGCGUGCUCAAGGGCCUCUUCGCGCUCGUCGCCUACCUCACCUGGGCGGAUGAGACCAAGGAGGUCAUUACGGAUAACCUGCCCGGCUCCAUCCGCGCCGUGGUCAACAUCUUUCUGGUGGCCAAGGCGCUCCUGUCCUACCCUCUGCCCUUCUUCGCCGCCGUGGAGGUGCUGGAGAAGUCGCUCUUCCAGGAAGGCAGCCGCGCCUUCUUCCCCGCCUGCUACGGCGGCGACGGGCGCCUCAAGUCGUGGGGGCUGACGCUCCGCUGCGCGCUCGUGGUCUUCACGUUGCUCAUGGCCAUCUACGUGCCGCAUUUCGCGCUGCUCAUGGGCCUCACGGGCAGCCUCACGGGCGCCGGCCUCUGCUUCCUGCUGCCCAGCCUCUUCCACCUGCGCCUGCUCUGGCGCAAGCUGCUGUGGCACCAGGUCUUCUUCGACGUCGCCAUCUUCGUCAUCGGCGGCAUCUGCAGCGUGUCCGGCUUCGUGCACUCCCUGGAGGGCCUCAUCGAGGCCUACCGAACCAACGCGGAGGACUAA
Messenger RNA from Lepus europaeus (European hare), 1581 nucleotides. It is a transcript of the gene SLC32A1, whose product is annotated as solute carrier family 32 member 1. Gene Ontology annotation, biological process: amino acid transmembrane transport. Gene Ontology annotation, molecular function: amino acid transmembrane transporter activity. Lineage: Eukaryota; Metazoa; Chordata; Mammalia; Lagomorpha; Leporidae. Gene Ontology annotation, cellular component: vacuolar membrane. The transcript is spliced from 2 exons. The record is from RefSeq and is a predicted model, not a curated record. Bases 1 to 1581 code for a protein of 526 amino acids.